Messenger RNA from Callorhinchus milii (elephant shark), 2396 nucleotides. RefSeq names its product B-cell CLL/lymphoma 7 protein family member B-like. NCBI's taxonomy places the organism in Eukaryota, Metazoa, Chordata, Chondrichthyes, Chimaeriformes, Callorhinchidae. The record is from RefSeq and is a predicted model, not a curated record.
UGGGUGACAGUAGGAGACACAUCGCUCCGGAUAUUUAAGUGGGUCCCAGUGACCGACCCCAAAGAGGACAAAUCCAAAUCAAAGAAUAAUCUUGAAUCAAAAGGUACAAAGGGAGACAAAGGAUUUCCCCAGUUGCCAGUGUCUGACAACAGCUCAUCACCCAUCCUGCUGGAAAUGAAUGAUGAGAAUAGUAACCAGAGCUCGCUGUCAGAUGCCUACCAGGUAAAAGUGGACAGCAGCACCAGCCCCAGCCCCAGUCCUGAGCAGAGUGAGCCUGUCAGCCCGGCGAUUCUGUCUGACUUCAAAGCAGAUGAUUCCCAGCCCCCCAUGCUGGGACAGGAGAGUAUGGAAGAACCUUCCCUUCCUUCCUCAGAAGUAGGAGAUGACCCACCAAUGCUCACAAAGGAGGAGCCGGUGCCCCAGCAGCCUCAGGUUGUGGAAGAAGAUGAUGAAUGUUCUGGAGCACCUCCACUGAAGAGGAUUUGCACCGGACAGAACUCAGUGGUCCAGCCUGUAACUGAGAGUUAGCCCAGCGGUAUUCAUCCUCACCGCUCUGUCAAGCUGGCUCAUGUUUGGUUCCCUCUGACUUACCGUCAAGUGACUGACGCAUGGAAGAAUGAUAUUUAUUUUGUAGUUUGGAUUAGCUUGUGAUGGAAAAGAUUAGGAAUUUUGGCGUAGAACCAUUGAAUUUCUGUAAUGUGGGAUUGUGUCCUUUUGUAACUCAAGGGGUUGGGUUUAAAACAUGGCCCCAGUGGGCCUCUUAUUUGACACUGAAGUGCCUCCAGUUCUAGCGAGCUGACCGAGAUGUGUUUGUGCUGAAGAACGGCUUUGGACUUCACCCAUGAAUGCAUAGUGUUUGUCGUCAACUCCUAGCCAUACAUUUAAUGUAAAAUUAGGCAUUGUUGCCUUCAGCCAAGAUUGGCACAAUCAGUGGCCCAAAGUAAGGUGCACUUAGGACACCUUGUACCUCAUCAGAAUUUUUUUUUGUGUGUUUUCCUUUUCAGGAGCUCUCAAUUGUAAUAAAUACUCCUGAAAUAAACACUAAACUUUGUGGGUGAGGGGCAACUUUACGUUUACACCCAUGACUUUACCCUGGGAUUGUGGACCGCAUGAAGAGUGUGUCAGUCUCUCCAAGACUGUGGUAGCACACUCAAAGCAGCACGUUGAAAGGAUUAAGUCAUCCUGUCAGACCUUUAGGUUUCUUCCCAGACCCACGCACUGUGGAUUUGGAAACAAAAAUGAAGUCAAACAUGUGGUUCCAGUCAGUGAGUUAUGAAUUGAAAGCCUCAUAGCACAUAACAGAUGCUGCAAUUGCUUUGUGGAGAAGCAAUGCAGUAUUUGUUCAGAAAGGCUGUGUUUAAUCAUCACAAUUAUGCUGUCAGUAAAUCUACAUUGGGGUUUAUAAAGGGGAUUGGUUAACUGAUUGGACAAUUUACCAACGUGAAGGUUUAUCAGCAGUUAGUACUCUCCGCUGAGGAUAGCUAAUUCAGGUGCUGAUUCUCUGAUUUAGUUUCUGUGCCCUCACCCCAUGUUAGGAGAUCUUAUUUGGCUCCUUUGGCCGAUAAUAAGAUAAUAUUCUGUGUGAAAUCAACAGGAUUGAAGCUAUGCACAUUGAGGCAUACCUUCCCUAACAGAAGUUUCUCUCAGUUAGUGCCUCUUCUUCGUAAGCAGUACCUAUUCUGUCUGACAUGAAAACUAAGUCUUGCCUUGCUCCACAUACAACCAUUCACUCUGGGUUCAGUAGUUAAUUGAAACUGGCUAGUUGGUGCCAAUAAAACUCUUCCUAGGUGGUUUGUUAACCAAGUUUCCACAGAGGGGAAUUUUAAAUGGUUAGAAAUGCAAAAUAAUGUAAUGAAACAUAGAAAUCCUUUACAGUUUAUGAAAAACUACAGCUUUCAAUAUCCAUUUUACAAUUGGCUUUUUCUGCCCUCCUACACGUUUUCCCUCCUCAGGGGGAGGUAUCUCACUGCAUCUUGCUGUAGACUCUAGAUUUUAAACCACUGGGUCCUUUGGUUAGGUUUCUGAGAGCUGAGAAGUCAUAAUAUUAAUAAUAAUAAUAAUAGGGGAAUAAAAAUCUUAUCCCUACAGAACUUUCAAUGGAAGUGAAGCCAGGAAUAUGUGAAAACAUUUCCGAUUGUAUUUUCUAAAGAAAAUGCAGAAGAGAUAUAUUUUUGAAUACAAAAGAGCUGAACAGAAGUUGAAUAUUCAGUUUGAAGUUUAAUAUUUUUCUUUCUGAUUGCACUUCCUGCGCGCUUUUGAAGAUUACUAGUUGUGUUUGCCAAUUUUCUCCCCUCCUCCUCUCCUGUAGGGGUGUUGAUUCCUACCGGGGUACGAUUCCACAGACACAUGACACUGGGUAUAUCAGCCAAGUGUCCGUUCAUUGUGUGUGAGUGAUG